Abrus precatorius (Indian licorice) is the source of this 2869-nucleotide messenger RNA. Its product is annotated as heat shock cognate 70 kDa protein 2-like. Gene Ontology annotation, molecular function: ATP binding; ATP-dependent protein folding chaperone; ATP hydrolysis activity. Gene Ontology annotation, biological process: protein refolding; cellular response to unfolded protein. The transcript has 2 exons. Gene Ontology annotation, cellular component: cytoplasm. The record is from RefSeq and is a predicted model, not a curated record. NCBI's taxonomy places the organism in Eukaryota, Viridiplantae, Streptophyta, Magnoliopsida, Fabales, Fabaceae. The coding region runs from base 137 to 2086 and encodes 649 amino acids.
UAUAAAAACACCAUUCUUUACACCCUAACCCAACGUAACCAUUCUUUUCAGUCUUCUCUUAUUCUCUGCGCCGCUGCGCUUCGCAAACCCAACCUAACAGUUCAGAUCUCUCUUAGCUGUUGACUCCGAUCUAACAAUGGCCGGAAAAGGAGACGGUCCCGCUAUCGGUAUCGAUCUCGGUACCACUUACUCUUGCGUCGGAGUGUGGCAGCAUGACCGUGUUGAAAUCAUCGCCAACGACCAAGGUAACAGAACCACGCCCUCUUACGUAGGGUUCACCGAUUCCGAGCGUUUGAUCGGUGAUGCCGCCAAGAACCAGGUCGCCAUGAACCCCACCAACACUGUCUUUGAUGCUAAGCGUUUGAUCGGAAGGAGGUUUACUGAUACUUCCGUACAGAGCGACAUAAAGCUGUGGCCUUUUAAGGUGAUUGCUGGACCUGGUGACAAGCCCAUGAUUGUGGUUAACUACAAGGGUGAGGAGAAGCAGUUUGCUGCUGAGGAGAUUUCAUCUAUGGUCCUCAUGAAGAUGCGUGAGAUAGCUGAGGCUUAUCUCGGUUCCACCGUUAAGAAUGCCGUUGUUACUGUUCCUGCUUACUUCAACGAUUCCCAGCGUCAAGCCACAAAGGAUGCUGGAGUCAUUGCUGGUCUUAAUGUCAUGCGUAUCAUCAAUGAACCUACUGCUGCUGCCAUUGCUUAUGGUCUUGACAAGAAGGCCACUAGCGUGGGUGAGAAGAACGUGUUGAUCUUUGAUCUUGGUGGUGGUACCUUUGAUGUCUCUCUUCUCACCAUUGAAGAGGGUAUUUUUGAAGUUAAGGCCACUGCUGGAGAUACCCAUCUCGGAGGUGAAGACUUUGAUAACAGAAUGGUAAACCAUUUUGUUCAGGAGUUCAAGAGGAAGCAUAAGAAGGACAUCAGUGGAAAUCCUAGGGCUCUUAGGAGGUUGAGGACUGCCUGUGAAAGGGCUAAGAGGACUCUUUCAUCCACUGCACAGACGACAAUUGAGAUUGAUUCUCUUUACGAGGGUGUUGACUUCUACACCACAAUCACUCGUGCCAGGUUUGAGGAGAUGAACAUGGAUCUCUUCAGGAAGUGUAUGGAGCCUGUUGAGAAGUGUUUGAGGGACGCCAAGAUGGACAAGAGUACUGUCCAUGAUGUUGUCCUUGUUGGUGGAUCUACAAGAAUUCCUAAGGUGCAGCAGUUGUUGCAGGAUUUCUUCAAUGGCAAGGAGCUUUGCAAGAGCAUCAACCCCGACGAGGCUGUUGCUUAUGGAGCUGCUGUUCAGGCAGCUAUAUUGAGCGGUGAGGGUAACGAGAAAGUUCAAGAUCUCUUGCUGCUGGAUGUUACUCCACUUUCUCUUGGUUUGGAAACCGCUGGUGGUGUGAUGACUGUCCUUAUUCCAAGGAACACCACUAUUCCUACCAAGAAGGAGCAAGUUUUCUCUACUUACUCGGACAACCAGCCUGGUGUCUUGAUCCAGGUGUACGAAGGUGAAAGAGCUAGAACCAGGGACAACAACUUGUUGGGGAAAUUUGAGCUCUCUGGCAUUCCUCCAGCACCUAGGGGUGUUCCUCAGAUCACUGUUUGCUUCGACAUUGAUGCCAAUGGUAUCUUGAAUGUCUCUGCUGAGGACAAGACUACUGGCCAGAAGAACAAGAUCACCAUUACCAACGACAAGGGUAGACUCUCUAAGGAGGAGAUUGAGAAUAUGGUCCAAGAGGCAGAGAAGUACAAGGCUGAGGAUGAGGAGCACAAGAAGAAGGUAGAUGCAAAGAAUGCCUUGGAGAACUAUGCUUACAACAUGAGGAACACCAUUAAAGAUGAGAAGAUUGGCUCCAAGCUUUCUGCUGACGACAAGAAGAAGAUUGAAGAUGCCAUUGAAAAUGCAAUUCAGUGGUUGGAUGGUAACCAGCUGGCUGAAGCGGAUGAGUUUGAGGACAAGAUGAAGGAGCUUGAGAGCCUUUGCAACCCAAUCAUUGCGAAGAUGUACCAGGGUGGGGGUGCUCCUGACAUGGCUGCAGGUAUGGAUGAUGAUGCUCCGCCAUCUGGAUCCAGUGGUGCUGGGCCCAAGAUCGAAGAAGUUGAUUAAAUUUAUUUGAUGAUUUAGGUGUGCUUGUGGAUGGAUCUAUACUACAUUUCAGGGCCCUUUCAGUUUUUUUUUUUUUACUUGUUUUAGAAGUUCGGCCGACAUUUUGGUUUUGUUCGGGUAUGGGCUAUUGUCAUCAUUAAUACUGUUCUCUUUGUUAAAUAGUGACAUCCAGGUGAACACCUGGAAGGGAAACUGUUUGAAAUCUUUUGGCAAAGGAAACAAUUUUUUAAUGGCCAAAUGCCGUUCCCGUUAUUUUUCAAAUUUGUUCAUCGAUAGAUAAUUUGUUUAUCUUUGAUAUUUACAGCCACUGUUGUCGUGGGCUGAUGAUAAUUAAAUAGAAAUGAGAUCACACGGUACUAUAUUAGCAGUUGGACGGGACGGGAGUAUAUUUUGGGCAAUUGCGGUCGACGACUAAAGCGUAGUCAUUACGGAAUGGCAUAAGUCAAAUUCACAAUUUAGUUCCCUGUACAAGUCGUUGGCAUAGCAUUUGCCACCGUCUAGCUUUCAUUCGCGAAUUUCACAUGUGAACCCUACAUGGACGAUUUUCCUACUGUGGUCCAUAUUUGUGUAAUUGUGGCCGCUGAGGAAGUAAUAAGUUAUAUGAAUCAAAGUUUAUUCAAGACCAACGUUGAACUGGCUGAGGCAAUCUUUUGAAUUAACAAGGGGUAUGUUAGGGUCUAUUUAAUUCUCGUUUGGAAACACCAUUAAAAUGAAUAGAUUUUUCUAAAAGAAACUAUGGUUUGUGUGCUUCGGAAACAAAAAUAUCAAUUUUAUGAUUUAUCC